UGCCUCUGACGGACCUUGUGGUGCAGACAAACCGAGCGCACCUCCGUUUCUGCGGAUUUUCUCAUCCUGCUGAGGAGGAACCUACAGCUGGAUCCGGAUCCAUCCUGAAGAGGACAGUCCGGACCGAACCGAGCCGAGCCGCUUCGAGCUGAGCUGAGCCGAACUGAACCGGGCCAGAACAGGCCUGAAAUACAGACAGACAGAGGGAGACGGACAGACAGACAGACAGACACACAGGCUGCUUCAUCUCCUCCUGCAGAGCCGGCCGGAGUCAUCCUCCCGAGGAGGAGGCGAUGCUGUGGGUGUGUUUCCCUCAGGAUAAUCUGACCCAGGAUCAGUGAUGCUGUUUCAGUGUUUCUGUGACGUCUGCAGGGACUCAAACCUGUGAGCUGGAUCCAACAUGGCUUCAUUAACAGUGUGUCUGCUGUGCGUCCUGCUGCUGCCUGCCAUCUCCGGUCUGCAGUCCGAGGACAGAGAGUGUGCCUUCACUGACCAGGUACCGGGGGAGGAGCUUCACAAUGGACCGACCAAUGAGCUGCGAAGAGUGGUACGAGAGAAUGGCACGGUUCGCUGUAUCCAUGGCUCCCGCUGCUUUGGACUGUGGGAAAAGAGACCCGACGGGGAAAUACAGCUGGUCAAGCAAGGUUGUUGGACUCACAUUGGCCACGAGCAGGAGUGUCGUGACGACCGUUGCAUGGUGACAGCGCCGCCGUCUCAGAUCCAGAACGGCAGUUACAGAUUCUGCUGCUGCAGCCGAGACCUCUGCAACACCAACUUUACAGAAGCCCCGCCCACUGCCGACACCCCCGCCCUGAGGCUGAUGAAGAAUGACGGGCGGGAUGACGGACAGACAGAUCACCAGCCCCUGAGGCGGGAGAAGACAGCGCUCAUUGCCCUGGUAACUGUCGCCAUAGCAGCAAUCAUCAUCGUGGCGUUGUUCCUGGGAUACCGUAUGAUGAAAGGGAAGCAGAAACACAGUCUGUCAGCUCUGGAUGUGAUGGAGGCUGCAAACACAGACGCUUCUGUCGACCUGGAUCAUCUCAAAAUACUGGAGCUGAUUGGUCGGGGUCAUUAUGGCACAGUGUUUCGUGGCUGUCUGAAUGAGCGCUGUGUGGCCGUCAAACUGUUCAGCUCAGCCAACAGGCAGAACUACACCAACGAGCGCUCCAUCUACUGCCUGCCGCUGCUGCAGCAACACGACAACAUCGCCCGUUACCUGACCGCCGACGAGAGGACGACAACUGACGGACGACCAGAGUUCCUGAUCGUCAUGGAGUACUACCCCCAUGGCUGUCUGUCUCGCUACCUGUCUGUCCACACAGUGGACUGGUCCACCUGCUGCAAGAUGACUCACGGCGUGACCAGAGGACUCGCCUUCCUGCACACUGAACUCUACAGAGGAGACCAAUAUAAACCAGCCGUGGCCCACAGAGAUGUGACCAGCAGGAACGUUUUGGUCCGAGCCGAUCUGUCCUGCGUCCUCGCUGACUUCGGUCUGUCCAUGAGGCUGACGGGAAGCCGGCCCUGUCGCCCCGGAGACGAUGACACCAUGGCCAUAUCUGAGGUGGGAACAGUGCGGUACAUGGCUCCGGAGGUUCUGGGCGGAGCUCUGAACCUGCGGGACUGUGAGUCUGCACUGAAGCAGGUGGAUGUUUAUGCUCUGGGGCUGCUGUACUGGGAGACCUUCAGGAGGUGUUCUCACCUGUUCCCAGGUGAAGCAGUACCAGAGUACCAGCUGGCGUUCCAGACCGAGCUCGGGAAUCACCCGACCUUCGAGGAGAUGCAGAUCCUCGUCGUCAGAGAGAAAUUCAGACCCAGAUUCCCUGAAGCCUGGAAAGAGAACAGUCUGGCGCUGCGUUCCCUGAAGGAGACGAUGGAGGACUGCUGGGAUCAGGACGCUGAAGCUCGACUCACCGCUCAGUGUGCAGAGGAGAGACUAUGUGAACUCACACUGCUGGGUACACACACUGGAGUACACAACCACAGGAACCUGUCUCAGGGGGGCUGGCCUCCUCAGGUUGGCUCCGCCUCCACCUACAUUGAGGAUCUUCAGGUGGGCGUGGUCAAGAAUCUCCAGGGAGACGGCUACCCGUCAUCAGUUGUCAGGACAACCACGAGUGGAGCAGACGGUGCUGAGAAGAACAGAAACUCCAUCAACUACGAGCGGCAGCAGGCGCAGAGUCAGGCCCGCUUGUCCAGCUCUGACAGCAAUGUGUCGACUACCACCGCCCCGACACCUGCCUCCACCCUCUGCACCAUCUCUGAGUCCACACACACAGGUGGCGCUGUGCCCAGUGUCCCAGUGUGCCUACAGCUCACUGAAGAAGACCUGGAGGCCACCAAACUGGACCCCAAAGAGGUUGAUAAGAACUUGAGGGAAAGUUCAGAUGAAAACUUGAUGGAACAUUCACAGAAACAGUUCGGUUCAACAGAACCACAAACUUCCAACCUGCUGUACCAUCAGAUACUACAAACUGCUGAGGUGAACAACCCUGUGUUGACUCUUCAGGGUGAACGAGGGGGUGUUGGUGGGGUUGAUACCCCUCCCUCCUCCUCAACCCAUGCACUCCCCAAACAGCAGAACCUACCCCAGAGGCCCACCAGCCUCCACUUCCUCCCCAAAACCUCCUCGGCCUCUUCUCGACUCAAACUGGGAAAGUUCAAGUCAAACCACAGACAGGUGGAAACUGGGGUCGCUAAGAUGAACACAGUAACAGUCGCCACAGCUGCAGAGCCCCAUGCAGUAACCACGGUGACUAAUAACACCAGCACAAGAGGCAGCGUUGCAGCUGGAGGCCGAGUCCAGUCGACAGUGGUGGUCGCUGAUGGCUACAGUGCGGGUGUCCCCACCCUGGUGACGAAUGGCAUGAUAGGUGGAGGUCGAACAAAUCCAGCAGGGCCCCAGCUGGAAGAGGAGGAGAAGAUGGAGGGAGGGAUAAUGGGAGGAGAAGACAACCGUAUGAACCUGCUCAACUCCAGUCCUGAUGAACAUGAACCACUGCUGAGAAGAGAACAGCCGCCUGCUGAGAGUGAACCGCCUCCACAUCUGCAUCAUCUUCAUCAUCAGUCCCGAGCCGGAAACAUAAUUUCAGGACGAGGCUCAAACUCCAACAACAACAACAACAGGAUACCGCCGGGAUCAGACGUUAAGAUUCAGGGUUUAGAGGAUGAACCUGGAAGGAUGAUUGGUUUAGAGGUCAGUCAGGGACGGGGCAUCAGCACUCCUAAACCUGAGCCACAUCCAGCAAGUCAGCAGUUGAGUGGAUCCACCACUCCUGUUUCAAGUCUCGAAAAUAAAAUUCUACUUUCUGGUCAAGCGAGACAAGAUCCGUCUGACCAUGACCUAACACCACAGGCCCCUCCCACUGGAUCAGAUACAGGCCCAUGUGUUCAGAAAGUACAGACCUCUGACUCUACCAGAAGCCCAGAGGAUCAUCUGGUCAACUCUGCUGCCACUGCCCUGGUAUCGGGAUACAGAAAUACAGAUUUUGGCUCAGCAAAAGCUCCAGUGCUAGUCUCAGAGGUCCCAGGAUCCUCAGUUUCACAAGCACAAGACCCGGCCAUCUCAACCACACCUUCAAAAGCCCUAAUUUUAAAUGCCCUAUCCCUUACCACAGGAGGUCAAGCCCUAAAAGCUCCAGCCUCAGAUCCAGAGGCUCCAGUCCUAAAGCAUCCUGCUCCAGAAAAUCAAAAUUCAGAAACCAAAGGUCCUGCAGAAGCUCCAACUCCACAACCUACAGCUCUACAAAGUUCAGCCUUAGAUCUGGGACCGGCCAAAGCCAAGAGGCGUGAGCGUCCUUGUUCCCUGGACUUGUCCUCAUCCUGCAUCUCCACAGAUGAUGCUUCUCUGACAGAAAAUGGCAGUCUGAGCAGUUCAGGUGAGAAAAUAAAACGUCGUGUCAAGACUCCGUACACUCUGAAAAAGUGGCGUCCAGCUUCAUGGGUUGUUUCCACGGAUACAGCUCUGGACCCGGACUUCCAGUUCAACACCAGUGGCAGUAGCAGCAACCAGACCAAUUUCACUUCUGGUCUUCAUAGAGCAGGAAGCAUUGGCAUCCCCAAAAUCAAUCAGUCAAAAUCCAGCAUGGCUGUGUUUUGGGUCGGAGGCGGAGCCACAGCGACCACAACCUCCGAGCCUGAUGGAAUGACCUGCUUCUAAAGUUUUGUUUUUGUAUUCCUAAAGGAGAGUGGAUUCUUUUUUUCACUUCUUUGUCUUCCUUCUCUUUUGUUGUGGAAAAUGGAGAUCACUGUAUGCCGCAUCGUUCAGCCUCCCCAGCACUGAACUGAAACUAAUGCAAAGUCUGAGGCACAGGAAAUGAACCAUGAUAAAAAGCUCCCAGGCUGCUGCAUUGAUUUGUUUAAGGUUUUUGACAGAAGUCCUGGGAUGUGACAUCAAAACAAUAUAAGAACUGUUCAUGACAUUUCUUAACAGCGAAUCGGUGUUUGGAUUUCUUGUUGCAUCUACAUUGUCUUAACUCAGCUGGACACUUUUUGAAGAAUUGCUGACUGAGAGGCUCAGUCCUGUGACCAUCUGUCUUCAGACUUUGACCCUGCCUGUGUAGCGCAAAUGCCCAUGAUGUCCAAAUUAUAUAUGUUGUUAAUGGUGAGGUAAGGUGAUUCCCUAACAUCUAGAAGAUUGGCUCCAAUUGCAGCUAGUCUGGCAGCUAGUUGGUGUGGUCAGUUGUUUAUAGGUAUGGCUUUGACCCUACCUGGGUAAAAAAGAGCCCAAAGGUCUCAGUUGAUGGUUGGGCAAAGGAAGUUCCUUUCUAGUAAACAUUAGGGUUCCUACUGCGAGUCAUUGUGAUACUACUGGGUGUGGCCAGUGGUGGCCAGGUGUGGUGUUGAGGACUAAAAUUGCCCAAGAUCUUCAAAAUCGUCCCACUAGUGAAGAGUGGAGACUCCCUUGCCUCUAGAGGAUUGGCCCCUGUUGUGACUGGUCUUGUGGCUUGUGGGCAUUGCUGUUGAUAAACUGAAGGGAUUCCCUAACUUCUAGAUAAUUUGGCUCCAGUUGCAGCUACUCUUGGGGCUAGUGCAGUUGUUUAUAGGUAGGACCUUGACCCUACCUGGGUAAAAAGGAGCCCAAAGAUCUCAGUUGAUGGUUGAGUGAAGGAAGCUCUUUUCUUGUAAACAUUUGAGCUACUACUAUAACCCACUAUUUGGAUUUUGAGUGCAGCCAGUAGUGGCCAGAGGUGGUGAUGAUCUUAUCUGAGGACUAAAAUUGCCCAAGAUCUUCAAACUACUGCCAAUGGUGAAGGAAGGAAAUGCCUUUACUUGUAGAUGAAUGGCUCCUUUUGCAACUAGCCUUGUGGUUGGUGGAUGUUGUCAGUUGCUAGUGGUUGUGGCCUUGAUCUUACCUGACAAAAUUGCACAGGAGCUAAAAAAUCUCUGUUGGUGUUUGGGUAACAAAAGUAUGUUUCUGGUAGACUCUUGUGGGGCUUCAAGCCUUCAAAAUCCUAAAUCUCUACCUGUCGUGGGUGAAGUCUGUUACUUUGAGAUGGCUCCUGUUGUGACUAGUCCUGUGGUCGGUGGAUGUGGGGCCGGCUGCUAAUGUAUAUCACACUGAUCCUGCCUUAGGUCUUGACAGUGAUGUCAUGUGGCCGAUGGUGCCCAAAAACUUUCAAAAUCCUGUCGCUGGUGAAGUGAGGGGACUCCUUACAUGUAGCUCCUGUUUGGACUAGCCUUGUGGUUGGUGGGUGUGAUCAGUUGCUCGUGGAUGUGGGUAUUAGGUACACUUUUGAGGUCCUAUGAGCUCACCUGUGGCUAGGAGAUGUGGACAGUGACUAGUGGUAGUAGUCACUAUCUGAGAACUGAAAUUUUCCAAAGCCUUGAAAAUUCCAAUUCUCUACCUGUCAUGGGUGAAGUCUGUUGCUUCUAGAGAGCUCCUGUUGUGACUAGUCUCGUGGCUAGUGGGCGUUGCUAUUGAUAAAAGUGAGAGUAUUGCCCAGGACCUUUAAAAUCCUGUUGCUGGUGAAUGCCGUUACUCCUAGACGGAUCCUGCUGUGAUUAGUCUUGUGGCUAGUGGAUGUGACUACUACUUGCUUGUGGGUAUUGAACUGAGGACCUGAUAGUGAUGUUAAGGAAGCUCCUUUCUGGUAGACAUUUGGGGUCUUGCCAUGACUUAGCUUGUGGCUAGUAGAAGCAUUCAGUGGCUUGUCAGUGUGACCAGAGUUGACUGGGGCCAGUAGUCAUAUUUUUUAAGCACUUUAAAUAAAGUUAGCAUUAUUUAGGGAACUAACAAACCAUAUAAAGGACACCUCGUGCAAUUACAGUAGUAACGGUGACAUUUAUUUAGGAACUUCUUCUCUUUGUGUUUUUUGUGUCUUUAUACAGUGUUUGUAUGAUUUGCUUUAAACCUUUACUCUAGCUAUGCAGUCAGCUUGUGACUCCUCUGCCUGUUGACAGUGUAUUUUGCGCAGAUUAAUCAACAUUACUGUUGGGGGAUCUUUGUUCUUCUAAUUUGCACUUUCUUUUAUGAAGUAGUUUGCCUUGUGAGAUCUGCUGUGACCGCCAUGUUAGAGCUGGAAGGGAAGUGGAACAGAAAAACAAAUUUGGUGUAAGAAAUGUGAGAUGAGCCAUGUUCCAUCAGUCACCUGUGUAACCUCGGCCACGUACAACCUCCUCAGGUAACUUAACAAUGCUGAUGUAGGCUAAACGUUUUCUUGCUAUUAUUUAAAAUGUAUUUGAAGACAAACAGAAGAUGAAGAGAGAUGAGAGGAAAAUCUGUUUUAAGAGACAGAAGAACGACAGAGUUGAUCCAAUGGACAAAAUACGCCUUCGAACAACUCCAAAGCUGUUCUGUUUAAAUGUUGUACUGUUAGUAACCAACCGUCCAAAGUUCCAGGACCAGGCUCGAUCCUACAGUGAGUUUAUUAGGAACACUGGAAGAAUCUAAAGGCCUCAGUACAUGUCAGACUUAAAGCCGUUUCUCACUAGUGUGAUGCAAAAAUGCAGUGAAGGAAAAUGGAAAAUCUGCACACAGAUUUUCCACAUGACAACUGUGCACACGUCUCCAGAGCCAGUCUACGACAUUUGUUCACGAGUGAGGGUAGAAUGGAGCGUGAGGUGGAUCAGCGAUUUGGUGCAGUGCCUGCAGUGAUGCGGGUGCUGUGCCGCACCAUUGUGGUGAAGAGAGAGCUGAAUGGGAAGGCAAAGCUUUCGAGUUACUGGUCCAUCUACGUCCCAACACUUACCUAUGGUGUUUGGGUGAUGACCGAAAAAAUUAGUUCGCAGAUACAAGCUGCCGAAAUGAGGCAAACGAACUUGAGUUUGAUUGAACCGAACCAAACAGGGCAGGUGUGAAAGCACCCUUACUGCCUUACCCUGACAUUCUUACCCGAACCCUAACCAGUCCCACUCCUCUUACCUAAACCUAAACAAUGAAAAUAGGGAGAGUAGGGCGAGUCUUUCCUCUGCUAUCCGAGGAUUCCUGAAUUUGUGACUUGGAGGUAUAACAUUAGAUGGAACAAAGGAUUUCAUUGGUGAAAAUCCACUGGAAUUGAGGUCUGUCUGAAUAUUUUUACCUCCAUAUGAAUGUUCUGCAGGGAUGUGCACACUUGGUAAGAACCCACAAAGUCAUAUUUUAGAAAUUUUGUGCUAAUUUUUCCGAUGAAAAUAUGUGCUUGGUAUGAAAUGGCUACAAUUGCUUGUCUGAUGGCCAAACAGCGACUGAAAGUUUGUUAGAAAGUAACUGAAAGUGUGAAUGAAAAAUGCUCAUGUUCAGACUUUCCUGUAAACCUACAGACACCUUCUCAUGAGCCCUCAAAGGCAGCAAAGGGUCGGCAACGUGCACAGUUGUUCCAGUAAACGUAUCAUAGAAAUGAUCCACAGCACUUUAUUCCAUUAUAACUACAGUGUGAACUGGCGCAGCCUCCUCAUCAUCCACAAGAUGUUGUAGACGAUGAAAAUUUGUACUUUUAGUCAAAUUAAAUCUAAACAAGCGAUGCUCUGUGUACGAGUAUGUUAAAAUUUAUAUUUUUAUGUUAUUAUUAACAAGGUAUAUGCAUUUAGUCGUAGUAGAGCAUUUUUAAAAUGUCAGAUCUUUUUAAUGGAGUUUGGUGAGGCAUUUUUAAACAAACAAAAAAAAUAGAGUGUUCGAUUAUGAACGAGGACUGAAUUAAAGCUCGCUCCAUUUUCUGCUUUUUUAUAUUUAUGUUUUGUUUCUUUUUAUAAUAAAUGAUGGCCAUUUCACAGUUUAAUUUCUCUUUUUUUUUAAAUGGAUAAUUUUAUAAAUGCCAAGUUAUAAUCUUUUCAAUGUUAAUGUAUGUGACACACCUAUAACUGCUCCUUUAAUGUGCACCUACAGUACAAUAAGUUCACUUAACAUUUAGAAAGCAUUACGCACUUUUUUAAAUAUUAAGAUUAUGUCUUAUUUUUCUGUUUGUCCUAAAUUUCAGAUUAGUUUUGUCAUAGUAUUAUUUUUCUUUCAUUGUAUUUUCAAAUGCUUUCUAAAAUGUAUUUCUGUUUUGUUACUUUUGUAUUUUCUACUGUUUGUACUGUUUUUAGAUAUGCUAACGUGUAUAUAUGGAUGACUAUUAUGUGUUUUACGUGUAAAUUUGUGAAGGCAGAUGAAGGUGUGACCCUGUUCAGAGCUAACUGAACCAAGGCUAACGUACUGGGUUAGGAUGCUAACUCUACAAACUGAAGGCUGUAUUUUAUACCACAGCGCUAGCUGCUUUCUGGAACAAAGGACAACCUAUAUGAUCUAGCUAGCCUUGAUCUACCUAUGCUGCAUUCAAAUGGAACUCCUGAGCCUAAUGAGUGGGUUUGGAAAUACUUCCUUUGGGUGCUGGAGUGUACUCUGGCGCAGACUGGGCUUAACUGUUCGCUAAUUUGUGUAGAAAUAUAACAUUCUGUUUCUUAGAACAACAGGGCUCUCACAUUCAUGUAGAGCGACAGAUCAGAUUUACCAACCCACCCCUUGUUUAUGACAUAGGUAGUUAUGAAUACAAACUAGUAAAUUACGAGCACUCAGAACAUUUCCACUUAAAAGGUUGUGAAUUUCACAACGAGGAGGUCCAUAUGGAGCCUUAACGCGUGAACACAGUAAACAUGACCCCAUUUGAGUGCAGCACUAGCCCAGGUCUAGCUAGCCCUUAUAUACCCACUGUGUCUCAAAUCACAUACCUUCAUAAGCACACGUCAGUGUAGUACACUAUGUAUGUGCGUGGCGCACUAAUUUCAACAAGGAAGUGUUGUCUCAAGACGCACACUGCCGUUUUGCACUUACCAGAAGUGACCAUGGCUUUUUUUUCAACUGCCUCUUCUUCUUCUUCUGCGUCCUCAUGAGGAUGCUGCAGUUUAAGCUGCAGCUUAAACGGCGAAUUGCAAACGGCAUUAUUACAUUUGACUAUAGCCAAACUUACACCACAACAUCAGUGCUGAUUAAAAUGUGUUGCUUUAGCUAGGAGCAAGUUCGCUAGCUAGCGAAAGCUAACCUUGACUAGCAAGCUAGUGUACCACAUUAUUACAGACUCAACAAACAUUACUGUGGCUUAUAUUUGUCAACACUUUUGGCACCUACUGGGGAAAAAAUUAUAACAGUGCUGUUUUGCACUUACUGGUGAUCAUGGCUUUUUUUUUUUUUUCCCUUUUUACCGCCUCUUCUUCCUCAUCUUGUUUUUAAACGGCAAAUAGCAAACAGACGAUGGAGCAUUAUCGCCAACAUUUGACUACUAUUCCCAUCGACACAGAAAUCAAAUUUAGGCCACAACGUCAGUGCUGAUUAAAAUGAGCCAUCGUAGUUAGGAGCAAGUUAGCUGACCAGCGAAUACCAACGUUAGCUAGUAAGCUAAUUGCGAGCUCAAUGUUCACAGUCAUCACAGACCCAACAAACAUCACCAGCAGCUUCUUUUCGACAAGAGUGUUGGUACUUGGAAAAAACAUGUUUAACUAACAGGGCCGUUUUGCACUUACUGGUGACAAUGGCUUUUUUUUUUU
Epinephelus fuscoguttatus (brown-marbled grouper) is the source of this 9936-nucleotide messenger RNA. RefSeq names its product bone morphogenetic protein receptor type-2-like. Gene Ontology annotation, molecular function: transforming growth factor beta receptor activity; ATP binding. The transcript is spliced from 19 exons. Gene Ontology annotation, cellular component: signaling receptor complex; plasma membrane. The record is from RefSeq and is a predicted model, not a curated record. Bases 401 to 4159 code for a protein of 1252 amino acids. Gene Ontology annotation, biological process: vasculature development; BMP signaling pathway; cellular response to growth factor stimulus. NCBI's taxonomy places the organism in Eukaryota, Metazoa, Chordata, Actinopteri, Perciformes, Serranidae.